This is a messenger RNA of Closterium sp. Yama58-4, 1575 nucleotides long. Lineage: Eukaryota; Viridiplantae; Streptophyta; Zygnematophyceae; Desmidiales; Closteriaceae. The record is from the annotation of a GenBank genome assembly.
AUGUACGACACGUCGGCGGUACCGAUUUUCACGGGACAAAACUACUCCGCGUGGAAGUUUAAGUUCCAAGUGCUCAUGAUGGAGCGGGGACUUUGGGGUCUCUUCGAUGGGACGGAGAAGAAGCCGGACGACGAGAGCGACAUCGCGGCUUGGAAGAAGAAGGACCAAAAGGCGUUCGCUACGCUAAUCUCGCGGAUCGGCAUCAACCUCGUGAGCUCGGUGCGCACGUGCAUCAAGCUCGAAGCGUCGGCGCAUGAGGCGUGGAAGCGGCCGGAGACAAUGCACGAGAACAAGACUCUCCACGGCAAGAUCCUAGCCCGGAAUGCGUUCUACACGGUGAAGUUGCGCGCGGGCGAAUCGAUGCACGAGUAUGCGACUCGUGUGGAGGAACUCGGGGAAACAUUCAUGGACCUUGGUGGAACGGUCACCGAGGAGAACUGGAUUCUCACCUUGCUUUGCGGCCUUCCAGAAGCGUGGUCGACGGUGAUUACGACACUCGAUAGCGCGCGGGACGAAGAGGGCAACGCGCACACGGCAUCCGGCGAGGCCGAUGAUUCAAAGGAGUCGCUCGUGUUAGUGGCCGGCAACGGGAACGAAAUUCCAAGCGACGCGUGGUUCCUCGAUACCGGCGCAACGCAACACAUGACGCACUCGGCGUCGCUCCUCAACAACAUUGGCGCUCCGGGAGACGUCACGAGCAUCGUGUUUGGAAACAACGAAUCGCUACCGGUGGUUGGAGUUGGGAGUACGCGUCUCAUCGUCGAUAGUGGACCGGUGGACGUCAUGAACGUGCUUCACGUCCCGGGGGUGAAGGUGAACCUUCUAUCCGUCCCGCAACUUGCGAAGAAGGGCGUGAUCGCCACCAUCGACGGUGCGAAGAUGAACCUCUUUUGGAAGGGGAAGCAAUUCGCGCAAGGUGUUCUCAACGGAGAUAUCUACCAACUCAAGACGUACCCGAGAGCGGCUUCAUCCAACAUGGCUUCAUCCAUCGUGGCGCAAGGCUCCAAGGCGACUCUCAAGGCGUGGCAUAAUCGGCUUGCGCACGCCAACUACGACUCGGUCAAGGAGUUGGCCAAGAAAGGACUUGCGAAGGGAGUCGACGUGAUCGCCGGCGACGACGAGAAGGGCGUGUGCGCGGCGUGUGUCGAAGGAAAAAUGACUCACAAGUUCCCGUCGAAGGAGAAACCUACUCAACAAGUCACCUUCAUCCUUCCGGCACGAGAGGAGGUUGAAGAAAGUGAGGUUCCAACUCAAGUGGAGAAGGAAGCCGAAAAUGGAGGGGGAGAAAACAACGAGGAGAGCGUUGACGAUGUGGUGGAGGUGUCACCUACCGAGGCGGCAACUACCUCCACACCUUCCUCCCUACCAUUGGCCUUAACCCGCGGGCGUCGUGAAGUGCGUCCUCCCCCCAAGUACAAAGACUACGCUACGGUGGCCGUUGGGGAGACGGAUAAGGAGGGCGCGGCAUUUUGCUUCGCAACCAAGGGUGAUGAUGAACAAGCAGAACCUCUCAUGGAACCACCCCCUAAAGAUCAAUCCCGUGCAUACUACGAGCAUGUCGGAUUGCACACCUAG